Molecule: messenger RNA, 3752 nt
Organism: Rhincodon typus (whale shark)
Lineage: Eukaryota; Metazoa; Chordata; Chondrichthyes; Orectolobiformes; Rhincodontidae
Product: lysoplasmalogenase-like protein TMEM86A
Exons: 3
Coding region: 216-947 (243 amino acids)
Cellular component (GO): membrane
Source: RefSeq, a predicted model, not a curated record
GGAUUGUCGCACAAGUAGAAGCUUGUCUGCAUUCAGCAGUAGGCAGGUUUGCACAGAAGUCAGUUCUGAUAAAGUCCAGCUUCCGGCCGGGACUUAGGUCAAACAUUUCGGAAGGCAGCGAUGAGAAACUAAUUGGAGGGUGGACAUGCUGAAGUUUGUGGUGUCCCUUUGCCAUGUUGUGAGUGACUGAUCCGGUUGGGAGCGAUCAAACAACAAUGGCUAUGAAAUGGAAAACAGUCGCAUUUCAAGAGCUGUGCAGAUUUGUACCCUUCCUGCUGAGUGUCUGUAUUUACUUUGUGUUGGCACCGCAGUCUUCUUGUCCCCUGUGGGUGAAGGCCUUCUUCAAAUGCUUGCCCAUUUUGUUUCUGUGUACAUACAUUUUGACUCAUGAAAUAAACAUGUACACACACAACAAAGCUCAAAAGCUCCUUGCAGGCCUCCUAUUUUCAGCGGCAGGCGAUAUCUUCCGGACCACUUCUCCACAGCUAUAUCACUUGCAUGGAGAAUCUAUGUUUGGGCUCGCACACGUUUUCUACAUCUGGAUGUUUGGCACAAAACCUUUAAACCUGUUAGCAGGCUUUUUCCUUGUGGCUGUUGGCACCAUAUAUAUGCUGUUCCUCAACAGAUGUCUCUGGGAUCAAAAGCCCUUCCAAUGGGCAGCCUACAUCUACAUCACAUUAAUUGGAACUAUGGCCUGGCGUGCUAGUGCUGGCACACUCUUCAAUCAGCACUGGUCUUGCAUCAAAUUAUUUGCCACAAUUGGAGGAAUGCUUUUUAUAGUAUCUGAUUUCACUUAUGCUGUGAGCAUGUACUGCUUUCCCUUGUAUAACACUGGAAUUAUUGCAGCUACCUAUUAUACGGCACAGAUGUUUAUCACACUUUCAGUUGUAAAGACUAAGAAUAAGGUGAUCAAAAACCAAAAAAAGAGCAACUUGCCAUUGUCUUAAAUGAUGACGAGUUGACAAAUUCUGUAUAUGUCUUUCUGCACCUAAUAAGAUAUUGAGGUAAUGCCCACAGGAAAUAAAGGUCAAUUGUUUUCAAUGAAACAAAGACAUAGGCCAUAUUUUUGUCCUCACUUCCCCUUCUUUUACCUCAAACUCUCAAAAUUCAAAGGAAACAAAACAAUUUCCUCCAAAAUUUUGACUUCUGUUGCAUGUAGAACAUUCAUGUCACAUUGCUCUGACUGGAAUUCUGCAACACAGAGGAAGUAUUUUCCAUCAAACAUGAUUACACUGAAUUCACAGAACAAAACAAGCCAUUUGCCCAAAUGCAACUCUACCACCGUUUCAAGCAGUGAAUUCCAGAUAUCUGCAACCCUCUGGGCUAAAAUCAUUCCCUUCUAAACCUCCUGCUCCAUACUUUCAGACUGUUACCCUGGUUAGGGAGCCCUCUACUGAGGGGAAAUGUUUCUCCUUCUCUAUCCUAUCAAUGCCUCUGAGAAAAAGAAAACAAGGUGCGGAGCUGGAUGAACACAGCAGGCCAAGCAGCAGGAAAGCUGACGUUUCAGGCCUAGACCCUUCUUCAAGAUCUAGACCCUACUAUCUCCAAUGCCUCUGAGAACUUUGUGCACUUCAAUCAGAUGCCUCCCCCUCAGUAAUCUCUGUUCCAAGAAAAUAAAAAUGCCUGUAUAUAGUCUCUCUUCACAGCUGAAUUGCUCUAGCUCAGCCACCAUCUGAAUGAAUCUCCUCUGCACCCUCUUUUCAGCAAUCAUGUGCUAUUGUCUGGUGACCGUAGUGGUGACUAUAUUACAGUGUGGUGACCAUAACUUGCUUGCUCUUGUAUCCUUUGAGAAAAUGUUAGAACAGGCCAUUUGUAUAAGUUCAAGACAAUCAGGCACAGCCAGCACGAUUUGCCAAAGGAAAAUUAUGUUUAACUUAUUUAAAUGAGUUCUUUGAAUGAAUAAAUUAUGCUACAGAUAAAGGAAAACCAGUGAAUGCAUUGUAUUUAGAUUUCGGAAGGCAUUUGGUAAGGCACCAAAUCAAGGUUAUUGAGGAAAAUAAAAGUUCAUGGUGUUUGUGGUAACAAAUGGGCAUGGAUGGAAGGUUGGCAGGCGAACAGGAAACAGACAGUAGGGAAAAGUGGGUCUUUUUCAGGAUGGCAGGAUGUCACAAAGUGUGUGCCAGAGGAGUCAGUGCUGAGGCCUCAACUAUUUUAUAUAUAGUGCAAUGAUUUAGAUGAAGGGACCAAAUAUACAGUAACUAAAUAUGCUGAUAAGAAAGACAGGUAGGAUAGGUUGUGAAGAAAACAUAAGCAGCCCACAAGGGAUACAGAUAGCCCAAGUGAGUGGGCAAAGAUCUGGCAAAUGGAACAAAAUGUAAGAAUGUGUGCAAUUGUCCCUUUUGGCAGCAAGAAUAUAAAAAAAGGUGUAUGAUAUAAAUUGUGAGAGAGUGCAGAGCUCUGAGAUGCAGGGAGAUUUGGAUGUCCUAAUCCAUGAAUUGCACAGGGUUAUAUGCAGGUACAGCAAGUAAUCAGGAAAACUAAUAUAAUGUUAUGGUUUAUUGUAAAGGGAAUUAAAUGCAAGAGGGAGGUUGUGCUUCCGUUACACAGGGCAUUGACAAGACAUGUCUGACGUACUGUGUAGAUUCACUUGUAUAUACAUCGCCAUACUUAAAGGAUGUUAAUGUGCUGGAAGCAUUCAGAGAAUGUUUACAGGACUAAUAACUAGAAUGAAUAGAUUGCCUUAAAAGGAAGGGCUGCACAGGCUAGGCCUGUAUACUCUGAGUUUAGAAAAGUCAGAGAGAUUUUAUUGAAACAUAGAAGAUCCUAAGGGGACUUGGCACAUCAUGAAAGGAUGUUUCCUCUUGUGGGAGAAUCUAGAAUUCGAUGUCAUAGUUUAAAAAUCAGGGGGCAUCCAUUUAACUCACAGAUGAGGAAACAUUUUUCCUUUCAGAGGAUGGUGAGUCUUUGGGAUUCCCUUCCUCUAAAGUAAAUAGAGAUUCUUUCCAUUUUUUUUCAGAGGUAGAUAGAUUCUUCAUUACCAAGGAACUGAAAGAUUAAUCAGGGGGUGAAAUAACUCCACAGAGGCCGGUAGCCUUUCUCCAAGUCACCCUUUAUGAACAGUCCUUGACUUUAGUACUACCUCAUUCUGAGUCAGCUCUCGGAGUGUCAGAAUCUCUGACAAGCCUCUUUUGUCUCUGUCAGCCAGGGCUCCCUGACUGGAUCAGAUUAACUGCCGCAAACAGGGAACUCAGAUUCUUGGAGAUCCAUCUAGCUGACCUCAUUACAAUCAUUGCACUGAUAACACAAAUUAAAUGAUUUAAACACACAUUCUCAUUAAGCACAAAACAUCCUUUAUAAAUCGAAAAGAAACAAAAGCAUUUGUAUAAUAUCCAAACAUGACUCAUAUCAUGCUCACACCUGAGUCCAUCUAUCUAACACCUUGGUCAGUUCAGUCACUUGUGAUUUCAAUUUCAUUUUUCGUUCAUUGGUGAUUCGAUGCAGGUGAGGAUCACUCUGUUCCCCUCUCAGGGUGAGUCUGUAGGUGGCUGUACUGACCGAUGUGGCUACCGCAGGCUCUGUUACACUUGGGGCAGAAGGUUCUCGCAGGGAGGAAUGGGUGGGGUGUUUGUGCGGUGGUAUGCUCCUUUCGCUGUUUUUGUCUGGCUUCCACUUUUUCCCGAUGGCAAGUUUUGGGGUGCUCAAUGCCUUCCCUGACCAGGCUCCUCCUCCACUUUGGAUGGUCGUGGGCCAGUGAAUCCCAGGUGCCUGUGGGAAUGCCACACUUCUCUAGUGAGAUCUUGAAGGUAUCACUG